CUCACUGAAAACUGAGGCCAACCUAGAAGUGUUAAAGUCAAUACCUAGUGAAAAAUUAAUGAUAGAGACUGAUGCUCCUUGGUGUGGAGUCAAAAAUACUCAUGCAGGAAUAAAAUAUGUAAGAACUUUAUUUCCCACAAAAAAGAAAUGGGAAAGUGGGAGUUGUUUGAAGGACAGAAAUGAACCUUGUAACAUUAUUCAGAUUCUGGAGAUAAUAGCAGCAGUAAGAGACGAUGAUCCACUUGAAUUGGCCAAUACACUGUAUAACAACACCAUUAAAGUCUUCUUUAAAGACAUGUAAAGCAGCCAUUUGUCAUGUGUUUCAUUGUGUAUGUAAAACUGCAUGGUAAAACUUAGUAAACCUUCAAUAAAAGUAUGAAACUUAUCUAAA
This is a messenger RNA of Trichosurus vulpecula (common brushtail), 391 nucleotides long. It is a transcript of the gene TATDN1, whose product is annotated as TatD DNase domain containing 1. The record is from RefSeq and is a predicted model, not a curated record. Gene Ontology annotation, cellular component: cytosol. Gene Ontology annotation, molecular function: 3'-5'-DNA exonuclease activity. Lineage: Eukaryota; Metazoa; Chordata; Mammalia; Diprotodontia; Phalangeridae.